CCAAAACUCAGGCCUGUUUUCCAGUCAGCUGCUGCAGUCUGGAUCAUAAAGCUCUCAGAGAGAAAGAGCUCCAUCCUCCUGGAAGUGCUGAAACUCCAAUCAGAGAAGAAACACCAAGUGGAGCUGAGAGGCUGCUCAGAUGAAGAGAGUGAAGUGAGGAGUUUUCUACAGUGUCUGCCUUAUAUCUCACAGCUCAGGACUGUGAGACUAAAACAGGUCUGAGUCUCCUUCCAUCAUUACAGUCAGUUUUCCAGUCAGCUGCUGCAGUCUGGAUCAUAAAGCUCUCAGAGAGAAAGAGCUCCAUCCUCCUGGAAGUGCUGAAACUCCAAUCAGAGAAGAAACUGGUGGAGCUGAGAGGCUGGUCAGAUGAAGAGAGUGAAGUGAGGAGUUUCCUACAGUGUCUGCCUUAUAUCUCACAGCUCAGCAGCAGAGAGAGAACAGCAGACAGGAGAGAAGACACUGGAGCUGUUAUUAUCAGUGUGCAGAUAUCAAACAUUCCUUUUAAAAGACUGGGAUUUUAAUGGAUAUCAGAGUGAUUUCCUGCUGCAUCUGUUCUCCCACCUGAAGGACUGUGAGACUAAAACAGGUCUGAGUCUCCUUCCAUCAUUACAGUCAGUUUUCCAGUCAGCUGCUGCAGUCUGGAUCAUAAAGCUCUCAGAGAGAAAGAGCUCCAUCCUCCUGGAAGUGCUGAAACUCCAAUCAGAGAAGAAACUGGUGGAGCUGAGAGGCUGCUCAGAUGAAGAGAGUGAAGUGAGGAGUUUUCUACAGUGUCUGCCUUAUAUCUCACAGCUCAGGACUGUGAGACUAAAACAGGUCUGAGUCUCCUUCCAUCAUUACAGUCAGUUUUCCAGUCAGCUGCUGCAGUCUGGAUCAUAAAGCUCUCAGAGAGAAAGAGCUCCAUCCUCCUGGAAGUGCUGAAACUCCAAUCAGAGAAGAAACUGGUGGAGCUGAGAGGCUGCUCAGAUGAAGAGAGUGAAGUGAGGAGUUUCCUACAGUGUCUGCCUUAUAUCUCACAGCUCAGCUGUGAUCCCGAGUUCUUCCAGAGUGUGUGUUCACUGAUCUCGGUCAGAUCCAGAGAGGAGGCCCAGCAGUUGGCCUCUGUGCUGCAGCUGCUGGGCUUCAGCCUGCCGUUAACAGGAGAGUUGUCUGUGGGGACAGUUGUCAGACUUUGUGGCUCUGACGUAAAUCUCAUCCUCACACCAAGAAAGAUGUCUGUCAGAGGAGCCUCCCUCCUCUUUAGACAUACAACACAACUUCACAGUCUGAAGCUUUCCAUUGACAUGGCCUUGUUUAUGUGUUGAUGGUUCAGAAGAGGGACAGUGGCCUGUCGGCUGACUAUCGUGGAGCUUUCUCUCUCCUCUCAGACAGCCCAACCAUCAGAGAGAGUGCUGAUGAAGGUUGUCAGUAGUUUGGCUUCCCUGCUGAGAUACUGGACAGUCAGACGGUUAGACCUGACGGAGGUCUGUGUUCCUGCUCAGGGUCUCAUUCCUCUGCUGCUUCAUGAUGGUCCUCUAACAAUCAAACUGAGUGAGAAGGUUUUGCAGCCGCUACUCUCCCUCCUCCAUGAAAUCCAGGAUGAGGCCUUGACCUGUUCCUUCUUGAGGAAGGUUGGUGGAGAGCUGACGUCCUGCUCUCUGAACUGGGAGCUCCUUCACUAUCUGCUGCUGCAGUCCUCAGCUCACACCAUCACUGUGAACAUGAGGAAGAGCCGCUUCUUACAGGAGAGCGUCUCGCGUCUGCUUCCCUUUCUGGACAGGGUUGUGUUCAAAAGACCCAGUCCCAGCUUUGUGUUGACCGCCAUCAGAGAGAUCUAUAAAGCUCGAGCCAGUCCCAUUAUAGCCAGUUUACUGAGGUCAUUGGAUGAUGUCAUCAACCUGACCUGCAGAGAGAUGGACUUGGAGGACUUUGCUGCUCUGCUCUUCACCCUCAGACACAGUGACCGAGUUAAACUGAACCUUACGUGGACCUUUAUACCAGCAGGGGAAAUAAAGUCCAUCCUCUUUAUGCUGGACAAAGUCUCUCAUCUCAGUGUUGACAGGAAUCAGCUGCUGAGGUUGGUCCACUGCUGCGCUGCCUCUGAGGCCCAGCAGGGGGCAGCAGCCGGCCUGCUCAGGACUGUGCAGCACCGGCUGGAUCUGUCCUGCUGCUCCAGUGUGGAGCUGGACCCUCAGAGUGACUCUCUCAGUCUGACUGAUGAGGACUGCAGGGCCGUCUCCACCAUCCUGACUCACAGCAGCAGAGACACACAGCUCAUCCUGCAGGACUGUGAGCUGGAGGACAGCGGCCUGGACCUGCUGUUUCCUGUCUUGCACAGAGUCCGUCUCAGAGCCAGUAAAGCUGUCCUCCUCCGGCUGGUCUCCCUGGUUCCUGUGAACAGUGAGAGGGAGUCAGUGAGACGGGCAGUGUCCCUCCAUACAGCCCUGGAUGGACAGCUUGACCUCAGUCACAGCACACUGGAUCAUAGGGCCUGUGAAGCUCUGGCCCUAAUGCUGGACUUCAGUGAAGAGCUGACAGAGCUGGACCUGAGUAACUGUGGACUCACUGACCAGCUGCUGCUCACACUCAGCGCACAUCUGCACAAAGUACAAGUCUUGGAUCUGAGUCACAAUAACAUCACUGAUGCUUCAACUGACAUGUUACUCCGGCUGUCCAUCAACACCUCCACUGACACCGUGCGACUCUUCGGGAACAACAUUGUGGACAGAACCUCCUUUAAGGAAGACAAGCGGUUUGAGAUCUGGUGAAGCAGUCGUCAGUGUGGCGGUGGUCCUGUGUAAGGUCUCCUUCUACCACCUCAGGAACAUUGCCAAACCCAGUCUCACACUCUGUCUGUCAGAUGCAGAAAAACACCGUCCACACCUUUGCCUCCUCCUCAGGACUUCUAGCUAGAGCCUUCGAGAACUUCACUACAUCCAGAACAGCGCCGCUAGGAUCUAAGGUACGAAAAUACGACCACAUCACACCCAUCCUUCGCUCUCUCCACUGGCUUCCUGUCUCGUUCAGGAUCAAGUACAAAAUCACGCUGCUCACCCAUCCAUGGAAACGCCCCUCCCUACCUCAGAGAACAACUCACACCACACACCUCCUGAUGGGACCAACAAACAAAGGCCUUCUUCUGCUCGGCCGCUCCUCUUCUGUGGAGUUCCUCCCAGACCACCUGAGGGCUCAGCAAAACACUGACUCCUUCAGGGAGGGCAUAAACACAUUUCUUUUUCAGAAAGCCUUCUUCUAAACUUUGUAUUUUUAUGCUCCUGUUUUUUAAAACUGUUUUUAAUAUUGUUUACUUAUUAAAUGAAAAUAUGACUGUAUUGCCGGUACUAA
Messenger RNA from Perca fluviatilis (European perch), 3321 nucleotides. RefSeq lists its product as uncharacterized. The transcript has 12 exons. Gene Ontology annotation, molecular function: protein binding. The coding region runs from base 1392 to 2744 and encodes 450 amino acids. Lineage: Eukaryota; Metazoa; Chordata; Actinopteri; Perciformes; Percidae. The record is from RefSeq and is a predicted model, not a curated record.